AUGCCCCCUCCUACGGCCAGCAGUAAAGCUCGGGUCUACACCGAUGUCAACACGCAGAAGAGCAGGGAAUACUGGGACUACGAUGCACACGUGCCAAGCUGGAGGUAAAGAAAGACGUAGCUGUUUUACUAACUGUUACUAGGGUUCUCCAACUCCCAAUCCUUGAGAGCUGGGUGUGCAGGCUUUCAUUCCAAACCUACAGGGUUUGAUCAAAAGCCCUGUUUAUCACCCAGUUGCUCUUCGGGCCAGGAGUCAGGAGAACCCUGAUGUAAAUGUGUAUUAUCCCCUUCUAAGUGUAUAUAAUCCUGUCUGAUAACACACUGCAUUCAUGUGCUCUUACCGUUUCCCGCUGGUCUCUUCUCAUAAUUCUCUUGUGGUGCUCUUCCCUCUGCAGUAAUCAGGACAACUACCAGUUGGUACGUAAACUGGGCAGAGGGAAAUACAGCGAGGUGUUUGAAGCCAUCAAUGUCAGCAACAAUGAGAAAGUGGUGGUUAAAAUCCUCAAGGUGAGCCGCUGUCAUUUGAUGUGUUUGAAUGUUUUUUGGUAGGAGUGUAUAUAAUGGAGGUAGUCGGCCCCUCAACCUAGACAUGUGUCCCCUGCCUAAAACACUUGGCCUUCUGUUGGCUUCAGUUGAACAGGGUCAUAUUCAUUAGUGUAGAGUUAAGUUCCCCCCCCCCCGUUUGGGUCCAAUUGUUUCCGUUUGGUUCCAGUGAAUACAACCCUGCCUGGUUGGGUCUUUUGUUGUGCUAAGUCUGGAAAUGAUUGACCAAUCACCUGUUUCAGCCCGUCAAGAAGAAGAAGAUCAAGCGAGAGAUUAAGAUCCUGGAGAACCUGCGUGGUGGAACCAACAUCAUCCGCCUGGUGGACACAGUGAAGGAUCCUGUGGUAUGUCUCUCUCAUAGAAAUAUCAUCUCUAGAAGGGGCUUAGAUCCUCUAACACUCCUAUGGGUAAACUCACAAUGGCUGGCAGUCCACCCAUUAUACCAUCAAUGACUUGACAGGAGAGGCCUGUUCUAUAGAUUAUAUUUCUAUGGUCUCUCCGGUCAGCCCCAGUACUCUGUUCUAUAGAUUAUAUUUCUAUGGUUCUCUCCGGUCAGCCCCAGUACUCUGUUCUAUAGAUUAUAUUUCUGUGGUUCUCUCCGGUCAGCCCCAGUACUCUGUUCUAUAGAUUAUAUUUCUAUGGUUCUCUCCGGUCAGCCCCAGUACUCGGUUCUAUAGAUUAUAUUUCUGUGGUCUCCGGUCAGCCCCAGUACUCUGUUCUAUAGAUUAUAUUUCUAUGGUUCUCUCCGGUCAGCUCCAGUACUCUGUUCUAUAGAUUAUAUUUAUAUGGUUCUCUUCGGUCAGCCCCAGUACUCUGUUCUAUAGAUUAUAUUUAUAUGGUUCUCUCCGGUCAGCCCCAGUACUCUGUUCUAUAGAUUAUAUUUCUAUGGUUCUCUCCGGUCAGCCCCAGUACUCUGUUCUAUAGAUUAUAUUUCUAUGGUCUCUCCGGUCAGCCCCAGUACUCUGUUCUAUAGAUUAUAUUUAUAUGGUUCUCUCCGGUCAGCUCCAGUACUCCAUUGGGUGCAUUUUUAUUUGCAUUUAGGGGUGUGACCUCCCCUCCAUGACAAGGGAAGUGAUGAGCCCGCACCCACACAGUGAGGUGCUGACUAACAGAUUUACAUUUGACUCAGUUAGCAGACUCUUAUCCAGAGCCUCUCACGGUUAGUGCAUUCAUCUUAGCUAGGUAAGACAACCACAUAUCACAGUCAUAGUAAGUCAAACUUUUCCUUUUCUGCUAUCAUUAAAGUUAGAGGUAAACUCUAGAAUGAGAGAAUACGCUGAUGAACUAGAGAUCCUGGUUCGAAUCCAGGCUCUGUCGUAGCUGGCCGCGACCGGGAGACCCAUGGGGCGGCGCACAAUUGGCCCAGCGUCGUCCAGGGUAGGGGAGGGAAUGGCCGGCAGGGAUGUAGCUCAGUUGGUAGAGCAUGGCGUUUGCAACGCCAGGGUUGUGGGUUCGAUUCCCACGGGGGGCCAGUAUGAAAAAAAAUUAAAAUGUAUGCACUCACUAACUGUAAGUCGCUCUGGAUAAGAGCGUCUGCUAAAUGACUAAACUGUAAAUGUAAAAUGAAGUCUAUUUAGACAAUAGAUCCACAAGCAAGGAGAGAUAUGAGUGUGAGACUUUUUUCAUUGUAUUGUGAUUGGAUGUCCUCAACAAUAGAACUCUCUCACUGCCAUCUUUAUUUUUUAAUAAUCAAGGAUGCAUUCUCCCAUCUUCUCUCUUUGCAGUCUAGAACGCCAGCACUUGUCUUUGAGUGCAUCAAUAACACAGAUUUUAAGGUACUGAUGUUUGGUGAAUAUCAUGCUUUCAUGUGAAACUACUACAAAAAAACAUUCAUGUAAAGUUACUGAUCUCUCUCUAAGGUAGUUGUGUGUUUGAAACGUUAACAGACAUGGAAAUAUACUGAUAUCAUAUAACAAAUACUUUUCACUUUAAUAGGUAAACAUUUUGAAAGUACAGUCCAUUCGGAAAGAAUUCAGACCCCUUUACUUUUCCCACAUUUCUUUACGUUACAGCCUUAUUCUAAAAUGGAUUAAAACAUGUGUUCCCCCCCUCAUCAAUCUACACACAAUACCCCAUAAUGACAAAACAAAAACAGGUGUUUAGAAAUGUUUUUUUUUUAAUAAUCUGAAAUAUCACAUUUACAUAAGUAUUCAGACCCUUUACUCAGUACUUUGAUGAAGCACCUUUGGCAGUGAUUACAGCCUUGAGUCUUCUUGGGUAUGACGCUACAAGCUUGGCACACCUGUAUUUGGGGAGUUUCUCCCAUUCUUCUCUGCAGAUCCUCUCAAGCUCAGGUUGGAUAGGGAGCGUCGCUGCACAGCUAUUUUCAGGUCUUUACAGAGAUGUUCGAUCAGGUUCAAGUCUGGGCUCUGGCUGGGCCACUCAAGAACAUUCAGAGACCUGUCCCAAAGCAACUCCUGUGUUGUCUUGGCUGUGUGAUUAGGGUGGUUGUCCUGUUGGAAGGUGAACCUUUGCCUCAGUCUGAGGUCCUGAGCGCUCUGGAGCAGGUUUUCACCAAGGAUCUCUCUGUACUUUGCUCCGUUCAUCUUUCCCUCGAUCCUGACUAGUCUCCCAGUCCCUGCCGUUGAAAAACAUCCCCACAGCAUGAUGCUGCCACCAUCAUGCUUCACCAUAGGGAUGGUGCCAGGUUUCCUCUAGACGUGACGCUUGGCAUUCAGGCCAAAAAGUUCAAUCUUGGUUUCAUCAGACCAAAUAAUCUAGUUUCUCAUGGUCUGAGAGUCUUUAGGUGCCUUUUCGCAUACUCAAAGUGGGCUGUCAUGUGCCUGGUGGAGUGCUGCAGAGAUGGUUUUCCUUCUGGAAGGUUAUCCCACCUCCACAGAGGAACUCUGGAGCUCUGUCAGAGUGACGAUCAGGUUCUUGGUCACCUCCCUGACCAAGGCCCUUCUCCCCCGAUUGCUCUAGGAAGAGUCUUGGUGGUUCUAAACUUCUUUCAUUUAAGAAUGAUGGAGACCACUGUGUUCUUGGGGACCUUCAAUGCUGCAGAACUGUUUUGGUACCCUUCCCCAGAUCUGUGCCUUGACACAAUCCUGUCUCGGAGCUCUACGGACAAUUCCUUCGACCCCCAUGGCUUGGUUUUUGCUCUGACAUGCACUGUCAACUGUAGGACCUUACAGUGGCUUGCGAAAGUAUUCAACUCCCCUUGGCAUUUUUCCUAUUUUGUUUCCUUACCUGGAAUUAAAAUGGAUUUUUUGGGGGUUUGUAUCAUUUGAUUUAUACAACAUGCCUACCACUUUGAAGAUGCAAAAUCUUUUUUAUUGUGAAACAAACAAGAAAUAAGACAAAAAAAACAGAAAUUGAGCGUGUAUAACUCCCCCUCAAAGUCAAUACUUUGUAGAGCCACCUUUUGCAGCAAUUACAGCUGUAAGUAUCUUGGGGUAUGUCUCUAUAAGCUUGGUACAUCUAGCCACUGGGAUUUUUGCCCAUUCUUCAAGGAAAAUCUGCUCCAGCUCCUUCAAGUUGGAUGGGUUCCGCUGGUGUACAGCAAUCUUUAAGUCAUACCACAGAUUCUCAAUUGAAUUGAGGUCUGGGCUUUGACUAGGCCAUUCCAAGACAUUUAAAUGUUUCCCCUUAAAGCACUCAAGUGUUGCUUUAGUAGUAUGCUUAGGGUCAUUGUCCUGCUGGAAGUUGAACCUCCGUCCCAGUCUCAAAUCUCUGGAAUACUGAAACAGGUUUCCCUCAAGAAUGUCCCUGUAUUUAGCGCCAUCCAUCAUUCCUUAAAUUCUGACCAGUAUCCCAGUCCCUGCCGAUGAAAAACAUCCCCACAGCAUGAUGCUGCCACCACUGUGCUUCACUGUGGUGAUGGUGUUGUCGGUGUGAUAAGAGGUGGUGGGUUUGCGCCAGACAUAGCAAUUUCCUUGAUGGCCAAAAAGCUCAAUUUUUUGUCUCAUCUGACCAGAGUACCUUCUUCCAUAUGUUUGGGGAGUCUCCCACAUGCCUUUUGGCAAACACCAAACGUGUUUGCUUAUUUUUUUCUUUAAGCAAUGGCUUUUUUCUGGUCACUCUUCCGUAAAGCCCAGCUCUAUGGAGUGUACGGAUUAAAGUGGUCCUAUGGACAGAUACUCCAAUCUCCGCUGUGGAGCUUUGCAGCUCCUUCAGGGUUAUCUUUGGUCUCUUUGUUGCCUCUUUGAUUAUGCCCUCCUUGCCUGGUCCGUGAGUUUUGGUUGGGGGCCCUCUCUUGGCAGGUUUGUUUUGGUGCCAUAUUCUUUCCAUUUUUUAAUAAUGGAUUUAAUGGUGCUCCGUGGGAUGUUCAAAGUUUCAGAUAUUUUUUUAUAACCCAACCCUGAUCUGUACUUCUCUACAACUUUGUCCCUGACAAGUUUGGAGAGCUCCUUGGUCUUCAUGGUGCCGCUUGCUUGGUGGUGUCCCUUGCUUACUGGUGUUGCAGACACUUAUAUUGCACACAGGUGGACUUUAUUUAACUAAUUGUGUGACUUCUGAAGGUAAUUGGUUGCACCAGAUCUUAUUUAGGGGCUUCAUAGCAAAGGGGGUGAAUACGUAUGCACGUACCACUUCUCCGUUAUUAAUUUUUUAUAAUUUUUUGAAACAACAAUUUUUUUCACUUCACCAAUUUAGACUCUUUUGUGUCCAUUACAUGAAAUCCAAAUAAAAAUCCAUUUAAAUUACAGGUUGUAAUGCAACAAAAUAGGAAAAACACCAAGGGGGAUGAAUUAUUUAGCUAGGCACUGUAUAUAGACAGGUGUGUGCCUUUCCAAAUCUUGUCCAGUCAAUUGAAUUUACCACAGGUGGACUCAAUCAAGUUUUUUGAAACAUCUCAAGGAUGAUCAAUGGAAACAGGAUGCACCUGAGCUCAAUUUCGAGUCUCAUAGCAAAGGGUCUGAAUACUUAUGUAAAUAAGGCAUUUAACAAAUAUAUAUAUAUUACAUUUGCCAAUAUUUUUAAAAACCUGUUUUCGCUUUGUCAUUAUGGGGUGUUGUGUGUAGAUUGAGGACUUUUUUUUUUCUUUAAUCCAUUUUAGAAUAAGGCUGUUAUGUAACAAAAUGUGGAAAAAGUGAAGGGGUAUGAAUACUUUCCCGAAUGCACUGUAGUUAACCUUUUUGUUUAAUCUCAUUCACAGGAGCUUUACCAGAAGUUAACAGACUUUGAUAUUCGUUUCUACGUGUACGAGCUUCUCAAGGUAAGGGAAGUUGGCAGGUUCCCCCAUACUUGGCUCUGUUGCAUCCCACUUCAAAUAAUUUGGCUUCAAUUGUUUUCCAUUGACUAUUUUUUUUUUUGUGUGCAAGACGGCCUGGAGAGAGUCUUCAGAUAGAGACUGUGUAUUCUAGACUAAUGCGUGUUCCGCUGUGUUGUCUCGUCUCCUACAGGCUCUGGACCACUGCCAUAGCAUGGGGAUCAUGCACAGGGAUGUCAAACCACACAACGUCAUGAUCGACCACCAGAUGAGAAAG
Messenger RNA from Coregonus sp. 'balchen', 5968 nucleotides. Lineage: Eukaryota; Metazoa; Chordata; Actinopteri; Salmoniformes; Salmonidae. The record is from the annotation of a GenBank genome assembly.